Messenger RNA from Dufourea novaeangliae, 1739 nucleotides. RefSeq names its product lachesin-like. Bases 267 to 1559 code for a protein of 430 amino acids. The transcript is spliced from 10 exons. Gene Ontology annotation, cellular component: neuron projection. Lineage: Eukaryota; Metazoa; Arthropoda; Insecta; Hymenoptera; Halictidae. The record is from RefSeq and is a predicted model, not a curated record.
GAGUUUUAUUCAUAGGAUUUAGAGUUAUUUGAUGCCUUAACAAUCGAAUUUAAGUAUAAAUCUCAUUAGACAUAUUCAAGUUUAAGUUCUAACGGUAUUCGAUAUUUGAGAAGUGAAAUUCUUGUGAAUUGUGUGCACAAAGUGAAUGUGUGAAGUGUAUUGUGUGGAUUUUGAGCACUUCCUAGAACGUAUAUGAGGGGCAAGACUGAUGGAGAAUAGGAGUUAAUUGAUAAGCCACAAAGUUUAAGACACGGAACGGCAACAAGAUGGCGGACAAUCUAAGAAGAAGACGGUACCUGACCAUCAGUAUACUUCACAUCAUCACCAUCAUGUGCCAAGCCCUCUCCGAUCGACCAAUGUUUGCCGAGCCAAUACCUAACGUCACGGUGCCGCUGGGGAGAGAUGUCAGUCUACCGUGUGUCGUCGAAAACCUCGGUGAAUUCAAGGUGGCGUGGAUCCACGUGGGCCGUCAAAUGUUGCUCACUAUUCACAAGCACGUGGUCGUGAAAAUACCAAGGUUCUCGGUGUCCCACGACAACCAGAAAACUUGGUUGCUGCAUAUAAACGGCGUGCACCAAGACGACCGAGGUUAUUAUAUGUGCCAAGUGAACACGGUGCCUAUGAUGAGUCAGGUCGGCUUCCUUCAGGUUGUCGUGCCGCCGAACAUAUUGGACGCGCUGUCUACCGAUAGCACGGUUGCCGUUCGAGAGAAUCAGAACAUCACUCUGACGUGCAAAGCGGACGGAUAUCCGUCGCCGAAAUUGAUGUGGAAGAGGGAAGACGGACAGGGUAUAAGCAUCAAUCGACACCAGAAAGUGCCCAUGUACACCGGCGAGCAACUAAACCUGACGAAGAUCACGCGCAACGAGAUGGGCGCGUACCUUUGCAUCGCGACGAACGGUGUCCCGCCAACGGUCAGCAAGAGGAUCACCGUGGACGUUGAAUUCUCGCCGAUGAUCUUCGUGCCGAAUCAGCUGGUCGGUGCACCAGCUGGCACGAACGUAACGAUCGACUGCAACACCGAGGCGUAUCCACGGGCGAUGAGCUACUGGUACCUCGGGGACGAGAUGAUACUCUCGAACGAGAAGUACACGGCGAACAUCAUGGAGAACAGUUACAGGUCGUACAUGAGGCUCACCAUCAGGAACCUGCAGUCUGGCGACUUCGGGAACUAUCGUUGCAUCAGCAAGAACUCGCUGGGCGAGACCGAGGGCUCUAUUAGGUUGUACGAAAUUCCGAAGCCGUCCGCGGCGCCGAAGGCCACCGAGAUCAAGAGCAGCGCCAACAAAGAAGGACGACCGAGCACGCCGUCACCAGCAAAAAGGCCGACCACCGUCUGGCCAUCCUCGUACAACCCGUACUAUACGAAAAGGACAGAGCGGCCACCUCCCCCGAGCGAGGAGAGGGUCGAGAGGCCAGAGCAGAAGCUACGCGGUGGCCAGAGCACAGGAAGCGCGUACAUCAUCAGAUGGAGCGCCCCGCAGCUGAUGGUGGUCGCGAUGCAGUACAUCCUCACGGGGCCCUAUAUGCCCCCGUACAUUCCCCAGACGGCGAAUUAGGAGUACCCUAAAUAUUCCUGUGUUCGUUCGUGACACUAUUUCCGUGGCCUGCGUGUACCCUCGCGCGUUCCAGGACGUUCCCCCCGAAGAAGGAGCCGCAUUCGUCCGCGCGAUGCAGCCGACUAAUGGAAAAUAUUAAAAUAACCAGCUCGACGCGUUAAUAACACCCAAUAAAACGUA